Messenger RNA from Acanthaster planci (crown-of-thorns starfish), 3337 nucleotides. Its product is annotated as organic cation transporter protein-like. Lineage: Eukaryota; Metazoa; Echinodermata; Asteroidea; Valvatida; Acanthasteridae. Gene Ontology annotation, molecular function: transmembrane transporter activity. Gene Ontology annotation, biological process: transmembrane transport. Gene Ontology annotation, cellular component: membrane. The record is from RefSeq and is a predicted model, not a curated record.
CUUGGCCAUUGUGUUGCCAUUUUUUUGUCUCAGCCGAACCGUAAGCAAAAACUCUGACAGGCAUUGAGCAUUACCUCGAAAACUAUCUAACCACCAUGUCAGACAAAGAAGACUUGUUGGAUGAUGGAGCCGAACCAAAGACUCCCCCCACUUUCGACGACAUCCUCUGUGCCAUCGGGGAGUUCGGAACCUGGCAGAAGAUUUUGUUUUGCCUCGUCCCGUUGGUUGGAGUCAUGGACGGCUUGAACGCCCUGGCCCAGGUGUUCAUGGCCGGGGAGGCCAAUCACUGGUGCCGCGUUGCAACGUGGGACCAGGCUAACUGCACCGCUACGAGCCCGGCGGACGGCUGGGAGUGCCUCCUGGAGAAACGCAACGCCUCCAUCCCGUACAAUGCCACCACGGAGAAAUUCGACAGCUGCCACAUGUACGACGUGAGAGGUGUCGAAUUUGAGGUGGGAAUCAACGCCAGCUUGUUCGCCAAUGGGACCAUCGAAUGCCCAGAUGGUUGGGUGUUCGACACAAGUCAGUACAAGACGACCAUAAUAAAUGAGUUUGAUCUGGUGUGUGACAAGAAGGGUACGGUCAGCUUUCUGCAGUCCCUAUUCUUUGCAGGAUUUCUCGUCGGAUCAUUUGUGUUCGGCUCGCUUGCCGACUGGCUGGGCCGCAAGCCGACGAUCUACAUAGCCUCUGCGGUACUGUUGGUCUCGUCCAUUGGCAACGUCUUCUCACCCAAUGUGAUCGUGUAUAUGGUGCUGCGGUUCUUCAUCGGUGCCGGUGUGAUGGGGGCGUUUCUCGCUGCAUACGUUCUCGUUACGGAGUACAUCGGGCCGAGCAAGCGAGCUCUAGUCGGCGUCUCUCUCCAGGUAUUCUUCGCUUUUGGCUUGACUGUUCUGCCGGUGCUGGCCUACUUGAUCCGCUCCUGGAGACUACUCCAACUUGUUAUUGCACUCCCAACCGUUUUGUACUUCUUUCUAUAUUUUUACAUUCCCGAGUCGGCUCGUUGGCAGAUGUUCAAAGGGAAGUACAAAGAAGCCGAGAAGACGUUAAGGAAAGUAGCAGCGAGGAACAAGAAGGAAUUCCCCGAGGAAAUGUUCUCACCCGAUGUCAUUGGCGCCGCUAAGGAGGAGAAUGCUGGUGGCCAGCAAACAGUUGUUGGACUCUUCCGUACGCCCAACAUGUGCCUCAAGACAUUAAAUCUGAUGUUCAAUUGGUUUGUGAACAACAUGGUGUACUACGGUCUCGGGCUGAGCACGUCCGACUUUGGAGUCGAUGACUACCUGGCCGCAGCGAUUGCAGGCUUUGUCGAGCUCCCUAGCAUCGUUUACUGCGUCGUUGCGCUGAAGUACACCGGUCGGCGAGUAAAUCUGAGCGCCAACAUGGUGGUUGGUGGUGUAGCCUGCGUCAUCUGUGCUUUUCUUGAAAUGGGCGUUGCACGGACGAUUAUCGCCAUGGUCGGCAAGUUUUGUAUUUCUGCCUCUUUUGCAAUCAUUUAUGUCGUGUCUGGAGAAAUAUUUCCCACACCAGUCAGGAGUGCCGGCAUGGGCUUGUCUUCGAUGUCUGCCCGUAUAUCGGGAAUCCUUUCUCCGUUCAUGAUAGAGCUCAAGUCUCUCUGGGAGCCACUCCCGUUCGUGGUAUUCGGGGCCCUGUCUGUCGCAGCGGGCUUAUUUGCUCUUCUGCUCCCCGAGACAAGAAAUAAGAAGCUUCCUGAGACGAUGGAAGAAGGAGAAGCACUUGGGAAACCCAGAUGUCUCGGAGGCAGCGGUAACGAUGCUGAGGAUGUCGCCCUGGCAACCGAGGCAGACCCCUCCCUAGAAUUCCCCGCAAAAACGCUCGGCAAAGGAGGGAAUCUGGCUGAACACGCGGGUUUCUGGCGGCGUUUCGAGGGUUUAGCAGAGACAUAUGAACACGUAUGGGGCUCCAACAUAAUACAUCUUCGUUGAUAAAUCAUUCUGGAAAAUCCCCCAAAAACUUUUUAACUGGUGAGGAAAUAAAAAUCUUCAUUAAACUAUGUAAUGCUUACAGCAGUGUUCCGUGUAUCAUGCUCACUCUUGCAUAUCUAUUGUUCAGGGUUUUACGGGUUUGUACAUGAUACACGUUCUGAUCAGCAGAGCAGGGCUUCAAGGUUAUUUGCGCAAAAGUUGAAUAAUAAUAAUAAUCAUUUUGUCAAGUGAACUGUGAAAAAAGCUGGACAAGAAUAAUUAUGUUUGGAUUGUAUUAUUGUUAAGAGUAUCACAAAAUAUACCUCCGACGUAGCCUACUUGUUCGUGGUCGUUCCCUUUUUAUUCAGAGGCAGCUUGAUGGCAUCCUUCGGCGAAGUUUUGUUCUUUGGUUGAAAACGUCAAAUCAAGAUAAAUGGACCUACAAUAAGGGUGGUGUGUAUUUUUUCCGGGAAAAAUCUGAAGUAUUUUAUGAGUUUGUCUUUGGUGCAUUUCAUUUUAAUGUAUGUAAAAACCAAAUGUAAUUAUUUCUGCUGCCUGGACGUCAAAGAUCAGAAUUUUGAAAGGAGUAAUAAAAAAAAGAAAAAAAAAAGAGCGAGGGGAAGAAAAUCCCCAGUGUUGGAAAAUAUAUAUCUCGGAAUCCGUCCCCUUCUGUCCUCAUGGCUCGUCAGGUCGUCGUUCAUACUAAGAAAAGUCUUUAUCUGCUUAGCCAGCUUCCGACUGAAUGAUCACUUCACUCGGGAUGAACAGCGAUUAAAAACAGGAUUUUUUUCAUCUUUCUUAUUUCAUCACAGUUUGGGAAUUAAACAUAUGAUUUUCUGCACAUCUUGUGCAUGCACCUCUGUGAGAGCCUAUUUUCAGCACCUUUGUAAAUUGUUGUGAUGAAUUUUUGAGUCUCUGGUGGUCCGCCAGAGGAACAUAAACUUAGAAAACAAGACCUUUUAGACCAGUCUCAAAGGGUUUAUGCACAGUGUCCCAUAUGAAACUCUUUCCAAAGUGACCUCUGACGAAACAAGAGACGAAUUUUCCCGUUCAACGUGAUCGAUAACCUGGAGUUUUGAUACUUUAGGUUUGUGAGCUGUGAGGAAUUGCUCCCAGGAAAGAGCUCAUAGCGUCAUUUUGCAUUGGAUUGAAAAGAAAAACCAAUAAAUGUAUUCCAUUGCGGGGUAAACUAACAUUUAUUGCCUUACCGAUGCUGUAUCCUCUUUCCUUAUCUGCUUUUCAAAUAUUUUUAUCAAACAAAAUGCAAAUCCAGAUCACUUUAAUAUGUGUGCAUACGAAAACAAGCAGUUGGACCUAUAUGAUGUAGAUUUCAUUGAAUGCAUUUUCAAUUUAUGUCGUGCAUCCUUUACUUCAAGCUCUUUUCCAGCCGAUUUAGUGGAGUUCUUUCUGUUGAGACU